Molecule: messenger RNA, 1497 nt
Organism: Penicillium daleae
Lineage: Eukaryota; Fungi; Ascomycota; Eurotiomycetes; Eurotiales; Aspergillaceae
Exons: 1
Coding region: 1-1497 (498 amino acids)
Source: RefSeq, a predicted model, not a curated record
AUGGCUACAAUAUCGGAGCUAUUGCAGGUUUGUCUUGCCCAGUUUAUCUCGUUAAUCGAUUCAGGCACGCUCUCCACUCACCGUGAGGUUCCGCUGCAAGAAUGGAAGGACGAACUGGGGCGACUUCGCGUGUGGGCAGCGAAUAUCGGCGCUCAUCAGACCCGACAAUCCUCGCUAGAUUAUCGCCUCAGGGAUGCUUCGCAUAUAAAGAGUCAGAUAGUGAGGCUCUUGGAGCAAAUCCAGGAACUACUCACUGACCUCAAGAAUAUCCUUGAGGAGGAACGUGGCGCCGAGGACCAGGAAAAUAAUGGGAUUAAUGAUUUGGAUGAUUGGGGGGUCAUUUCGGGAAGCGAGAACUCCACCACAGAGAUCGAAGAAAUUCACCAAGGCCUUGUUGAGACAAUCAUGCAACUUUACCAGAUGUCCAUGAUCAUCCGCAAACCAGCACAGCACGAUCGACUGGUCGGAACAAGUAAACAGGAUUCCGAGCCCUUCCAAUUCUGGGCUAAGCAGCAUAUCUCCAACAAAUAUCCAAAUGCAGAUGCGCUAGCUAUCGAUCGCAUCAGUUCUGCAAUGGCGAGACAAAGGGCGAUCUUGAAAUACCGUGAACGACAUCAUACGAAAUUAAGUCAGGGCAUCGAUUCUGGAGGUGAUGGUAAAUCGGCCAUGCUAUCAGAAACGGUGGUGACGGAUUUGUUUGAGGAGAUACCCGGCCAAUUCAGUGACAUAGUCUCUGAUACUGGAGCAUCUGAAACUUCAUACGGAGGCACCUUGCUCGAGGGUACUGGUACAGACGCCCCCAAAAUACCGCCCAUACCGAAAAACGGCAGAGAACAGAGACCAUUUGAGUGUCCCUAUUGUUUUUACAUCAUCACGGCUCGAGACAAGAGAGCUUGGGCGCGCCAUAUAUUCCGCGAUUUGAUGCCGUACGUCUGCAUUAUCCCGGGAUGCUCGACACCCAGUAAGCUCUAUGAGGGUCGCCGACAGUGGUAUCAUCAUAUUCGGGAAAUACACGCCUCGACGUUGAGCACGGAGGGAUUGUAUGACUGCUCGAUCUGUAGCCAAGGCGCUCUUUCAGUCGCCACAUUUCAGCGACACGUGGGUCAACACCUGGAAGAGCUUGCGCUCUUUCUGAUACCACCAACAGAUACAGAGGAUGAUGAAGACGCAGUGACGGAUGAGGAGAAAGGGACCAGGAGUAUUGACGACAACCUUAGUGAUGGAUCUCUGGGCAGCUAUGCAGGGGCACAGAAUGUCGAGCAGCGCAAUGAUAGGAACCGUGCAGCAACAUCAGCCUCCGAGUCUGAUCAUGGCGGUGAUUAUCGGUCGGGAUGGCCGCACAAUAAGAGCAAACAUUAUACAUCCUCGGUCGGAACAAACUUGAGCGACAGAGAACCUUUAGAACUUCUGGAGUCCGACGUUGAGGACAAAAAAGCGCCCCUCUUCGCCGUCCUAUAUACGCGACGACAAGCUCGUUAUGAAGCAGAAGCUCCCUGA